UGACGUCUCUCCGAGCUGCAUGACUUGCCUGACUUGGGUUUCUCUUUGCUCCAGUAGUGCUGGUGACAUGUGAGUGCCUCGCCUGCCAAGAAGCCUCCUCGCUGUUUGAAGAGCUCUGCUGGUGUCUGUACCCACCCCUCAGCAUGAGUGGGUGCCAGGGGCAUCCAGAAUUAAACUGGCUGCAGGCGUCAUGCCAGGAGCUGCGCUAGCGCCUGUGCCCUCCCGGAGACAGCAAUAACAGCCCCUGCGAGGGCCGGCUCCCUCCAUCUCCUCCAAUGCAGGCUCAGGGAUGGACUCCUCCUUGUCCCCGUGAAGAGACUCUGCAUGCUCCCAGCAGCCAGGAGGGGAUUCUGCUGCCAGCUUCUUCACAAGCUGCCCCACAGCAGGACUUGCUCAGCGGUGCCUUGGGAGGAUCUCCGGUCACACACUCGUGUCCCAGCGGCGCCCACUGCCUGCCUAUGGAGCAGCCGCUCUGUGUGUUCUGUCUUCUCUGAGCUGCUCAGCCCACGCCGUCCAAGCUCACCUGGGCUUCUGGCAGACUGCUUGUUUGUUGUCCCAGCUGCUCUCCCUGCUCCUGUUGCGUUCCCUCUCUCGCAGAGCCCCAGGAGGAUGUGAACUUUGGCAUGGGGUCUGCGAGCGGGCGGUGGACUCGGCGCGCCUGUGGGACUGCUGCUAAAUAACAGGAGGGGUGGGGACGCUGUGGGCAGCCCUUCUGACUGGCUGCAGGGCACCAGCCUUGCCUGGGCCCUUCACCAUGUUCCUCCUGCUCCCCUUUGACAGCCUGGUUGUUAAUCUCUUGGGGAUUUCCAUAACUGUCCUCUUCACCCUGCUGCUGGUCUUCAUCAUCGUGCCGGCGAUCUUUGGAGUCUCUUUCGGCAUCCGCAAGGUUUACAUGAAAACGCUGCUGAAGGUGUUCCAGUGGGCGACGCUGAGGAUAGAGCGCGGUGCCAAGGAGAAGAACCACCCCUUGUACAAGCCCUAUGCCAAUGGCAUCAUUGCCAAGGAGCCAACGUCGCUGGAGGAGGAGAUCAAGGAGCUGCGGCGCAGCGGCAGCAGCAGGGCCCUGGACACGCCGGAGUUUGAGCUCUCAGACAUCUUCUACUUCUGCCGCAAAGGCAUCGAGACCAUCAUGGACGAUGAAGUGACCAAGAGGUUCUCAGCUGAGGAGCUGGAGUCCUGGAACCUGCUCAGCAGGACCAACUACAACUUCCAGUACAUCAGCCUGCGCCUCACCGUGCUCUGGGGCCUGGGUGUGCUCAUCCGCUACUGCUUCCUGCUGCCCCUCCGGAUAGCCCUGGCCUUCACUGGCAUCAGCUUGUUGGUGACUGGUACUACAGUGCUGGGGUAUUUGCCAGCUGGAAGGUGCAAGGAGUUCCUGAGCAAGCACGUGCACCUGAUGUGCUACCGGAUCUGCGUGCGAGCCCUCACCGCCAUCAUCACCUACCACCACCGAGAGAACAGACCCCGCAAUGGAGGCAUCUGUGUGGCCAACCACACAUCCCCCAUCGAUGUGAUCAUCCUGGCCAGCGAUGGCUACUACGCCAUGGUGGGCCAGAUCCACGGGGGGCUGAUGGGGGUGAUUCAGAGAGCCAUGGUCAAGGCCUGCCCCCACGUCUGGUUCGAGCGCUCCGAGGUCAAGGAUCGGCAUCUCGUCGCCAAGAGGCUCACAGAGCACGUCCAGGACAAGAGCAAGCUGCCCAUUCUUAUCUUUCCUGAAGGUACCUGCAUCAACAACACCUCUGUGAUGAUGUUCAAAAAGGGAAGCUUUGAGAUUGGAGCCACAGUUUACCCUGUAGCUAUCAAGUAUGACCCACAGUUUGGAGAUGCCUUCUGGAACAGCAGCAAGUACGGCAUGGUAACCUACCUCCUGAGGAUGAUGACGAGCUGGGCCAUUGUCUGCAGCGUCUGGUACUUGCCCCCAAUGACCAGGCAGCCUGAAGAGGACGCUGUCCAGUUUGCCAAUCGAGUGAAGUCAGCCAUUGCCAGGCAGGGAGGCCUUGUGGAUCUGCUCUGGGAUGGAGGACUGAAGAGGGAGAAGGUGAAAGACACAUUCAAGGAGGAGCAACAGAAACUCUACAGCAAAAUGAUUGUAGGCAACCAUGAAGACCGGAGCCGCUCCUGAGCCCUCUGCCUCCAGCACUGGGCCUGGGCCUGGCCAGGGCCUUGUCCCCCACACAAGCCAGGGCUUGUCUGCAGCAGCUGUGAAUCUUUGGACUUUGGCUGCUCCAGAGCUACUUGGACUUGCUCCUUCAUCCUCUGGCUGUUCUUUCCCAGAGGCUCUGUUGCUGCCCAGAGCGUGCAGGCCCUGGGCAGCUCGUGGCAGAGGCCUUCUCGUUACUGUUACAGUGAAGCCCCUUGCAGGGGCAAUAUUAAAUGAAACACUUCUGGUGUCAGAUGCUUCCAUGUGGUGUUUACAGGC
This is a messenger RNA of Dryobates pubescens (Downy woodpecker), 2419 nucleotides long. It is a transcript of the gene GPAT4, whose product is annotated as glycerol-3-phosphate acyltransferase 4. Gene Ontology annotation, cellular component: endoplasmic reticulum. Gene Ontology annotation, molecular function: glycerol-3-phosphate O-acyltransferase activity. The transcript has 12 exons. Bases 755 to 2122 code for a protein of 455 amino acids. Gene Ontology annotation, biological process: triglyceride biosynthetic process. The record is from RefSeq and is a predicted model, not a curated record. NCBI's taxonomy places the organism in Eukaryota, Metazoa, Chordata, Aves, Piciformes, Picidae.